Leptopilina heterotoma is the source of this 1541-nucleotide messenger RNA. Its product is annotated as DDB1- and CUL4-associated factor 13. Gene Ontology annotation, molecular function: protein binding. Bases 110 to 1453 code for a protein of 447 amino acids. The transcript has 7 exons. Gene Ontology annotation, biological process: maturation of SSU-rRNA from tricistronic rRNA transcript (SSU-rRNA, 5.8S rRNA, LSU-rRNA). Gene Ontology annotation, cellular component: small-subunit processome; nucleolus. Lineage: Eukaryota; Metazoa; Arthropoda; Insecta; Hymenoptera; Figitidae. The record is from RefSeq and is a predicted model, not a curated record.
GUCGUAUGAAUGCACCCUAACUAAAACUAACCUACCUUAUCCACUAUGCAAAAAGUCAUCUAAUCUAAUAAAAACAUCCACGUGCUGUGCCUAAAAAAACAAUGCAACAAUGAAGGUUAAAACUUUAUCAAGAAAUCCCGAUUUUUAUAUAAGGGAAACGAAGCGUGAUAUUCAUAAAAUCAACAGAAAUUAUGAUCCUUCGUUGCAUAUGUUUCAACAUGAAAGGGAAUAUACGAGAGCUCUAAAUUCAGUGAAAUUAGAACGAGUAUUCGCUAAACCUUUUAUCGGUAAUUUAAAUGGCCAUAAGGAUUCAGUGUCAUGUUUGUGUAAACAUCCAGUUCAUUUAUCAGUUUUGAUAAGUGGUGCAUUCGAUGGUGAAGUUCGUGUUUGGAAUUUACCUGGACGAGAGUGUACACGAUCAUUUUUAGCCCAUGAUGGAAUUGUUCGUGGAAUAACACAAACUUCAAGUGAGAAUCACUUCAUCACCAUAGGCGAUGAUAAAAUUAUUAAAACAUGGAAUUUGGAAAAUACUAUUGGUAAUGACGAUGAAGGACCCAUACCAGUUAAUACUGUUCUAUGUGAAACUCUACUAACUGCUGUAUCACAUAAUCGUAAAAAAAAUCAAUUCGCAACUUGUGGUGAAGUGUGUCAUCUUUGGGAUUCAAGUAAAAGUAAACCAAUUAAAUCUUUUAAAUGGUGCGUGGACAGUCUGCAUGACGUUAAAUUUAAUCCUGUUCAAACGAAUUUAUUAGCGGUUUGCUCAUCUGAUCGAAGUAUAAUUUUAUACGAUACAAGAGAAGUAGGUCCUUUACGUAAAGUAAUUAUGUCAUUGCGUUCGAAUAAACUUUGUUGGAAUCCAAUGGAGGUAUAUACAUUCACUUGUGCGAAUGAGGAUUACAACUUGUAUACAUUUGAUAUGAGAAAUUUAAAAACACCAGUAAAUGUACAUAUGGAUCAUGUUGAAGCUGUCAUGGAUGUUGAUUACAGUCCAACUGGAAAAGAAUUUGUUUCAGGCAGUUAUGAUAAGUCAAUUCGCAUUUUUGAAGUAAAUAAAGGUCGAUCGCGAGAAGUGUAUCAUACAAAACGUAUGCAGAGGAUUUCAAAUAUUGCUUGGUCACUUGACAAUAAGUACAUAUUAAGUGGAAGUGACGAAAUGAAUAUCCGAGUUUGGAAAGCUCGAUCAUCAGAGAAGCUAGGAGUGUUAAAACCACGAGAGAAACUAGCUUUGCAAUAUAGUGAAACUCUGAAAGCUAAAUAUGGAUCACAUCCUCAUGUACGACGAAUCGCUCGUCAUAGACAAGUGCCAAAGCAUAUUUAUAAUGCACAAGCUGAGGUUCGAAAAUCUCGAGAAAAAAUUGCACGCAAGGAGUCAAAUAGAAGAAUUCAUUCAAAGAAAGGCGAAGUGCCAUUUACUGCAGAAAGACAAAAACACGUGGUUGCAGAAGAGAAAUAAAUGCAAAUUUUUUUAAAUUGAGAAGUGCAAAAUUUUCACUAUUUUUCAUUAUGUAUGUGUAAAAAUAUAUAACAAACUUUUUGACAAA